Messenger RNA from Octopus sinensis (East Asian common octopus), 1146 nucleotides. RefSeq names its product polycomb group RING finger protein 3-like. The record is from RefSeq and is a predicted model, not a curated record. Bases 182 to 961 code for a protein of 259 amino acids. Gene Ontology annotation, cellular component: PRC1 complex. Lineage: Eukaryota; Metazoa; Mollusca; Cephalopoda; Octopoda; Octopodidae. Gene Ontology annotation, biological process: regulation of transcription by RNA polymerase II. The transcript has 11 exons.
GUCCGACUUUGCCAGCAGUAAAGAACAUGGCCGUCAGGUGUUAUGGUUUUACCCUCAUCCAGUAUGUUUUUGAUGUUUUCAAGGAUUCAGUCCAUUAAGGAAGAAUCUCAGCUGGAGACUCUGGGUAUAUUUUCCAAAGUAUUUGAUCAACAUUUUUCUAUGAAGUCAUUAGACUGCAGUGAUGCUGGGGCACCACCUGGAAGAAUUGCAUUUGAAUGACUCAGCUCCAGUACUUUUUUUUUUACGGUCUGAUGAGGAUGUCAGUUCUUCUGACACCAUGAUGGAGCGGAGAAUUCGUUUGAAGUCAGUCAAUGUUCACAUUACAUGCACACUGUGUUCUGGCUACCUCAUUGAUGCGACCACCAUCACAGAAUGUCUGCACACAUUCUGCAAAAGCUGUUUGGUUCAGUACCUGGAUGACAAUAACACUUGCCCUACUUGUGAAAUUGUGAUUCAUCAGAGUCACCCACUUAAUUACAUCAGCCAUGACCGGACCAUGCAGGACAUUGUGUACAAACUGGUGCCAGAAUUACAAGAAAAUGAACUACGGCGGCAGCAACAGUUUUAUAAGAGCAGAGGUGUUCCAUUUCCAAAAUCCAUUGGAGCUAAUGAAGAGUGUGUGGAAACUGAACGGACACACACGCAACCACCAGAUUCUGACACCCAAGACUAUCAUCGCAGCGAUGAACAAGUUAACAUCUGUCUAGAAGGUCGAGGUGUAUCGAUGCGCAAUUUGAAACGUAAAUUCAUUCGAUGCUCUUCACAAGCUACCAUAAUGCAACUGAAAAAGUUUGUUGCUUUGAAAGUAUUCAACAGUUCAGCUAAGCAUACAGAUAUUGAUAUUCUCUGUAAUGAUGCCAUCCUAGGAAAAGAUCAUACGCUGAAAUUUAUUUCAGUCACAAGUUGGCAAGCCAAAGACACACCACUAAUGUUACAUUACCGACAGAGGGUUGACUUGUGAAGGGUUAUACCCUCUUCUGCUCUUUUCUUUCUACAUACGUGCAGAGACUAAUAGACAUAUAAAAAUUCACAUGUGCACACAAUGCAUGCACAAUAUACAUACAUACAUACAUGUGUGUGUGCCUGUGUACACAGACACACACAUAUAUACACAUAUAUAUAUAUAUAUUUAUGUAUCUGUAUAUA